This is a messenger RNA of Cynara cardunculus var. scolymus (artichoke), 740 nucleotides long. RefSeq names its product cytochrome c oxidase subunit 6b-1-like. The coding region runs from base 1 to 708 and encodes 235 amino acids. NCBI's taxonomy places the organism in Eukaryota, Viridiplantae, Streptophyta, Magnoliopsida, Asterales, Asteraceae. Gene Ontology annotation, cellular component: respiratory chain complex IV; mitochondrion. The record is from RefSeq and is a predicted model, not a curated record. The transcript is spliced from 3 exons.
AUGCUAGUUAAUGGUUUCACAAGACAGCUAAAAGGUUGGUGGGAUAAUUAUUUAACUACCGAAGCAAAAUAUGCUAUUACUCAUGCAAUUAAAGUUCAUCCUAAUCAAUCUGAGGCUAUGCCAGAUUCAGUUAAUACACAGUUUUUAAGCUUGUAUAUUCUUGUUCUGUAUAUUCUUGUUUCUCGAUCCUGUUAUCAUCCUCGAUCUGAGUCUCCUGCCACUACAGAUUCUGUCGAGUCCUCCGACAAUUCUGCAGUCAGUGAAAGUGUCACUGCAUCUGCAGAUAGCUGCCAAGGUUCUGAUGUUGUUGCUGCUGAAGAAAAUGUCGUGGAAACCGACAAUAAUCACGUAAAAAAUAUCUUGGGUGAUAACCAAGAUCCAGUUAUCACAUCUGAUAAGGAUGUCCCUGUGCCGCCUCCACCUGCUACCGAAGAAAGCAGUGAAAAUGCCGAAGAAGGAAACAUCGAUGAAGAAAAACCAGAGAUAAAGCUGGAGACAGCCCCUAGAGAUUAUCGUUUUUCGACUACAAAUCGAAGCAGGCACUGCUUUACCAGAUACGUUGAGUACCAUCGGUGUGUGGGUGCAAAGGGAGAAGAUGCUUCUGAAUGUGAUAAGUUUGCAAAAUUCUAUCGGUCACUUUGCCCAGGCGAAUGGGUGGACAGAUGGAAUGAACAAAGAGAGAAUGGUACAUUCCCAGGCCCUCUGUAGAAUGAAUGAAGGAUUCCAGAUGCAAGUUCUUG